CUGAAGACGAUGCUGCGGCGACGCAUCCCAACGUGGUACCACAUGCUCACGCUAGUCCUGUGUGUCUCAUCCACCGAGGUCUUUGACUGGACAAAGAAUGAGAGAUCAGCUUUCUUCUACAGCACAUUUCCCUCUGAUUUCUCUUGGGGAGCUGGAAGCUCCGCUUACCAGACUGAAGGAGCGUGGAACGUAGACGGCAAAGGAAUGAGCAUCUGGGACGAAUUUUCUCACAGAAAGGGGGCAGUUUUCUUAAACGACACGGGAGACUCGUCAUGUGAGGGAUACUACAAAUUCAAGGAUGAUGUUGUCCUGAUGAAGGACAUGAAGUUGAAUCACUAUCGUUUCUCCAUCUCCUGGCCACGGAUUUUACCCAGUGGACUGAAAAGUGACCACAUCAAUGAAAAAGGAAUCAAAUACUAUGACAGCCUGAUUACCACGUUGUUGGACAGUAACAUCACGCCCAUUGUUACCUUGUACCACUGGGAUCUGCCUCAGGUGUUACAGGAGAAAUAUGGCGGGUGGCAGAAUGUCAGCAUGGUCAGCUACUCCAACGACUUUGCCAGUCUGUGCUUUGAGCGAUUUGGAAACAAAGUGAAGCACUGGAUCAUGUUCAACAAUCCAUGGACACAGUAUGGAAAUCCCACCAUCUACGUGACUGAAAACGGCGUGUCAGAGAAGACGGCCUGCACCGACCUCUGUGACGACUGGAGGAUGCAGUACUUCAAAGACUACAUCCAUGACCUCCUCAAAGCAAUAAAGGAUGGUGUGAAAGUCAAAGGAUACACGGCCUGGUCUCUGCUCGACAACUUUGAGUGGGAUGAAGGAUACUCAGAGAGGUUUGGACUUUACUAUGUGGACUUCAGGAACAAAAACAAACCGCGCUACCCAAAGGCAUCUGUCCAGUACUACAAACGCAUCAUCAGCUCUAAUGGCUUCCCCAAUCACAGAGAGGUGGAAAGCUGGACUAGAAAAGCCAGAGAGACUUGUUCUUCCAGCAACCAGCUCCUUGCUGCUAGUUAG
This is a messenger RNA of Thalassophryne amazonica, 1020 nucleotides long. Its product is annotated as lactase-like protein. The record is from RefSeq and is a predicted model, not a curated record. Lineage: Eukaryota; Metazoa; Chordata; Actinopteri; Batrachoidiformes; Batrachoididae. The transcript has 8 exons. Gene Ontology annotation, molecular function: beta-glucosidase activity. Gene Ontology annotation, biological process: carbohydrate metabolic process. Bases 10 to 1020 code for a protein of 336 amino acids.